AUGAACGAAAAUGACUGUGCUGACUCACAAAGGAAAAAGGCAAAAGUAAGUUUGAUCUUCAAACAGAAGGUUAUGGAGACUCCUAUCACAGAGGAAAACGACGAGUCGUUUUAUGACGAUGGUAGGGUGUGCUAUUUAAGGAGAGAGCUUUUGGAGUGCGAAGAAUAUUUUUUGAAGAAGAUAGAAUUUUAUUUGACAGAGUUUGAAGAAGAAAAAACAAAGUUUACGUCUUUGGUUAGUGAUUUAGAACGUGAGCUAGAGGACUCCAGAAUGGCACAGUUGGAGCUUCUUGUAAAGAUUAAGAAUUUAAAAAACAGAAUUGUCGAACUCGAAGGCAAAACCCAGUUCUAUAAAAACAAGGUGCAGAAAUACGAGGGCAGCCAGAAUAUAACAAACAAUAGCUAA
Molecule: messenger RNA, 405 nt
Organism: Vittaforma corneae ATCC 50505
Lineage: Eukaryota; Fungi; Microsporidia; Nosematidae
Exons: 1
Coding region: 1-405 (134 amino acids)
Source: RefSeq, a predicted model, not a curated record